This is a messenger RNA of Macrosiphum euphorbiae (potato aphid), 366 nucleotides long. NCBI's taxonomy places the organism in Eukaryota, Metazoa, Arthropoda, Insecta, Hemiptera, Aphididae. The record is from the annotation of a GenBank genome assembly.
AUGUAUAUCGCGAGUGUUAUCGAUGAAGGUAAUAAAGAAUACACCACGUCCGUUGACUCUUCUAUUAACAGGAGAUCGUUAAUUCCACGAGCCCGCUUCAAAGGUGGGAAUAUUGAGGGUGAAGGGUGUGACUCAGGUAUUAUGGAUAAUAUAUCUCCCAUCAUCGAGAAUAUCCGAUUUAACAGCUCAUAUCUAAUAUCUAUAUUCUGCUUGGCUGUUAGUAUACGAAUCACAAUACCGAAACCCUCUCCUACCCCGCAGUUGAAUUCAGAACUUGCGAUGAUUCCUACACUUAAAAACUUACGUUCUUCGAAAUCCAGUACAUAUGUCGUGCAAUCGAUUAACGGGGAUGGCUUUUGCACUUGA